Linum tenue is the source of this 2742-nucleotide messenger RNA. Lineage: Eukaryota; Viridiplantae; Streptophyta; Magnoliopsida; Malpighiales; Linaceae. The record is from the annotation of a GenBank genome assembly.
AAAUCCCUAACCGGCAAAAUCCCGAUCGGCUUACGUCCACAACCUUCGUCGGAGCUCUGCAAAUUUCCCAAAUCCAAAGCCACCGGCGGCAGUCGUGCCUGCGAGCCUAUCGUAGUCUCCCCACCGCCUCCAUCGUUCUGCUGAGAUCAACGUAGAAAGCUACUCCCUCUCUAAUCUGGUCCAGGUUUAGGUUUAUGGACCGACCGCCGGCGCAUGAUUACGCUGCUGCAGCAAUGGCGUAUGCCCAACAACAGCAGCAGCAGCAACAACAACAACAACAGCCGCCAUUUGGGUUUCACCCGCAGCAUCAAGGCCAGCAGUUUCCUCCACCGCCGGCAUUCAUUCCGCCGCCUCAUCCUUCAAUGCAACAACAAUUCCCGUACCCUCACCACUUACAGCAGCAGCAGCAACCUCAGCUCCACCCUCACCCUCACGCGCCACCACACCCUCACCUUCUCCACCACCAGCAGCCUCUCCCUGGUUUCUCCUCUCACUUGCCUCCCCCGAUCCUUCCAUCUCCCUUCCACGGUGGUGGUGGUCCUUAUGAUUCAGUUCCACCGCCGCCAGCUCCUCCUCCAUCUGAUCCCGAGCUUCAGAAACGGAUUGACAAGCUAGUCGAGUAUUCAGCUAAAAAUGGGCCAGAAUUUGAGGCGAUGAUUCGUGACAAGCAGCAGGAUAAUCCGGCUUAUAGCUUUUUGUUUGGUGGCGAGGGACAUAACUACUAUCGGUUUAAGCUUUGGGUGUCUACUCGACCUACGCCGGCUGGUCCUUACAAUGCUCCUUUCCCGCCUUCAUCUUCUGUUCCAUUGAUGCAUCCUCCUGCUCAGAUAAUGCAACAACAGGGUUUCCCGCCAUUCUAUGAUCCGCAUCAGCAGCACCACCAGUCGCCUCAGCCGCCAUUUGGGGCACAUGUGCGGGUUGGUGAUUUUGAUCAGUCUGUCAAGUCGUUUAAAGGUCUUUCUGGUCCACUUCCGCCUGAUGUUGCUGUGGAGUUGACUAAUGUGAUGAAUAGUUUGAAUGGCACCAAAGAUUCGAUUAAAGGGGCGAAGACUUGGUUCAUGCAGAGGUCUCCUUUUGCACCUGGUUUGGCUGAGGGUAUGAGAGAUAGGAUUUUCUCUGUGGAUGAUUCCGAGAGGCAGCUGCAUGUCAUAUACCUUGCUAAUGACAUACUUUUUGACAGUUUGCAGAGAAGGGCUAAUCCUCAUGAGCUUGAUAAUGAGGCCCUUGCAUUCAAGCCAGUCCUGGGUUCAAUGCUUGCAAGAAUUUACCAAAACCCCGUGAAUAAGGAAGAGAAUCAGUCACGCUUACAGAAAAUCCUGCAGUUCUGGGGCUCCAAGGAGGUUUAUGAUCACGAUACCAUUCGUGCACUGGAAGCCGAAAUGGUCAGCGGGGCACCAACUAGCUCGAUCUUAGGACCUGCAAGAGACUUGUCCGAUUCAAUGGCUGCUGCAGGAUUCCCACAGCAGCCGACGAACCACCACAGUGCUCCACAUUGGCAGCUAGAUAAGCAACAUGAGCGGGAGCAUGCUGAUAAACAAGUCCCACCCUCCGCCUUGCCGCCACUUGCUGCCCAGCAAUUCCUUGCAAACUCUGUCCCUGCUGGUGGUUUUGCUGGUACUGUGCCCAUAAUCCCUGCUGCUCAACCACCACUGCUACCAACUCCUCCUCCGACCCUCGCCGAGAAAUUACCACCAUACCCUUUAUUCCCACCAGGACUCAUCCCCGGGAUGGUCCGAAAAAUGCAGAUCGGAAGUGGCGUCCCGUACUCUCCUCUGAGCCCUCUCGACAUCCCGACCAUGAUCCCGCCAUCCGCAGUUUCCCCAUCUGAGGUCCUAGAGCGAGUCUCCAAAUUUUUCAAAGAGAUCGGAGAGGUCAACCCGUCGGAAGGGCCGAUGAAGUCAUCCGACGAUGAUGAUUACGACGACUACGAGAGGGACCGGUCUCCUGUACGCAAAGGCGGAGCUUGUAUCCCCCCGCCUCCUAACCUGCAGGUAGUGGACCCCGAGACCGGGACUUAUCCUGAUGGAAGUGUGGAGAGGAAACCGGGAGCACUAGGAUCUGGAAGGCUUGGAUUGGGGGCAACCGCUGACCCUAAUGAGGUGAGCCAGUAUGAUGAUGUAUAUUCGUCUUACAGGAAACAGAGAAGCAGUAAUUAUCAUACUUCCAUGAUUGCAAGAGCAGCUGUCUCUGUCAAGAGAGCGACGUAGUUUUUUGUCCGUGUUAAACUGCGGGUUAGUAUCUGGUUGUGUACUACUUUCUGAUUAGGGGAUGGAUGUUUGUGUUUCACUGCAAGGAAUGGGGGAUUCACUGUAAUCAGAUUAAUCAGAUAGGGAGUGGAGUUCUCCUGGAUUUUGUGCAGUUCCGGUAGUAUCUUUGCCUGAUAUUUACAGGAGCACUGUACAGCUUGAGUUUUGAGUUCUUAAGAUGGAUGUUUUACAUAUAGUCCAGAAAGUAAUGGUCACAGUAUUAGCAGGAAAAAGAAGAUCUCUGGCCGCAUCACACAGGCUUUUGCAUAAAACAAACGACGGCGCACUGAUUAAGCGAUCCACGGCAUUUUCAAUGGAGCUCACGAAUGUGGUGUUAUGCAUUGUGGCUGGAGGUUACUCGGCCGGUAGAUUCGAUGCAUGGACUUUGCCGUUUUUAUAUACUUAAAAUUGUAUAAAUUUAGGAAACAAUGUCUCGAGUACGAUAUCUCCUAGAAAAUUAGAUGAUAUCUUUGAUAACAUUCCAGGUGACAAAUAG